Molecule: messenger RNA, 936 nt
Organism: Phyllostomus hastatus (greater spear-nosed bat)
Lineage: Eukaryota; Metazoa; Chordata; Mammalia; Chiroptera; Phyllostomidae
Product: olfactory receptor 1N1
Exons: 1
Coding region: 1-936 (311 amino acids)
Biological process (GO): G protein-coupled receptor signaling pathway
Cellular component (GO): membrane
Molecular function (GO): G protein-coupled receptor activity; olfactory receptor activity
Source: RefSeq, a predicted model, not a curated record
AUGGAAAACCAAUCGUGCCUCUCUGAAUUUUUCCUCCGAGGAAUAUCUGGGUCACCAGAGCAACAGCAGUUACUCUUUGGUAUCUUCCUGUGUAUGUAUCUUAUCACCUUGACGGAGAACCUGCUCAUCAUCCUGGCCAUCAGCUCUGACCCGCACCUCCACACCCCCAUGUACUUCUUUUUGGCUAAUCUGUCUUUUGUUGAUGUGGGUUUAACAUCCUCCACAGUUACCAAGAUGCUGGUGAAUGUUCAGACUCAGUGUCAUACCAUCUCCUAUGCUGGUUGCCUCACACAAAUGUAUUUCUUUCUGAUGUUUGGUGACCUGGAUAGCUUUUUCCUGGCCGUAAUGGCGUACGACCGCUAUGUGGCCAUCUGCCACCCUCUCCACUACUCUGCAGUCAUGAGCCCCAGAGUCUGUGCCCUGCUGCUUGCCUUGUGCUGGGUCCUCACGCACACUGUUGCCCUGACUCACACCCUCCUCAUGGCUCGGCUGUCCUUCUGCAUUGUGGGGGAAAUAGCUCACUUUUUCUGUGACAUAACUCCUGUCCUGAAGCUGUCAUGUUCUGACACCCACGUCAACGAGUUGAUGCUUUUUGCCUUAGGAGGCACAGUACUCAUCGUCCCCUUUAUUUGCAUUGUCGUCUCCUACAUCCACAUUGUAUCGGCCAUCCUGAGGAUGCGAACUCCUGGUGGGGCGGGCAAGGCCUUUUCCACCUGCAGUUCUCAUCUCUGCGUUGUCUGUGUGUUCUAUGGGACCCUCUUUGGUGCCUACCUGUGCCCUCCUUCUGUUGCCUCUGAAGAAAAGGACAUUGCAGCAGCAGCAGUGUACACUGUGGUGGUCCCCAUGUUGAACCCCUUUAUCUACAGCCUAAGGAACAAGGACAUGAAGGAGGCCCUUAGGAGGCUCCUCAGUCAUGGGAGAGUUUUUUCUUCUUAG